UCCAACGAGUACCUCCAGCAGUGGAAGUAUAGGACCCGUGAUUAUCUGGACAUCAUGCUUCAACAGGAGGCGCCUCCUCCAGACCGGGUAUGUUGUUUGUGCGGUGGGGAUGGGACCCAGGAGUGCCAUGACUGUCAUGCCCAGCUGAUAUUCUGCAUGAAAUGCUGUCGGGUGGAACAUUCCCUGUGGCCAUUCCACCGGAUCAGUCAAUGGAACGGAGAUUUCUUUGAGAGGACCACUCUGACCAAGCUAGGCAUUGAGAUUCAUGCUGGCCAUGGGGGAAAGCCUUGCCCACACCAUGACUGGGAAUGGGAGGACAUGGAUGACAAGGCUGCAGCUGCCAAAGACUCGCCGGAGGUAAACAUACUACCUGCAGGAAAAACAGCAAUCAUGGUGGUGCACACUUUGGGUGUUCAUACCAUGUUGAUAAGAUUCUGUCGAUGCCCUGAUGCCGAAGCGCUUGACAAACAGCUUUUUAAAAUGGGAUUGUUCCCGGCAUCUUUCACCCGCCCGAAGACCGCAUUCACCUUUGCAUUGCUGGACGAUUUCAUCCUGGACAAUCUGGAGUGCGGGACUUCGGCAAUGAACUAUUACAGCAAACUCAAGCGGAUCACAUCCAGCAUGUUUCCGCAUUUAGUACCGCUGAGUCUCGGCAGAAACCAAUAUUGGGAGUUGAUGAGGGUGGCCAGGCAGUGGCAACAACUGAAGCUUUUGAAAUGGAAUGGAUUCUGUCAUGAGAGGAGGGACCUGAAGGAUGCAGAGCUGGCUCUUUUCUGCCCCGCUGUCAUGCAUAACACCGCAUGUCCUCAACCUGGGAUCAAUGUUGCAGUACCAACUGAAGAUGAUGCAUCGCCGAACAAUUUCAAAGCCGAACAUCUUCACUCAACACACCCAGAAGACGAGGUUUGGCUCACCGACUGGCAAUGUUUCAUGGUGGCAAGAGCCAGAUACCAAGCUCAUCUCACCAUCUCAAAGGACUCGGCCCAAAGGUCUGAAUGCAACAACCAUAGAGCAGUGAACCAGGCCAACGCCUCUAGGCACAAAUUGGAGGCCACCAGAAUCAGGGGGUGCGCCUGCGCCAGGCAUGGGUGCUUUGUUCUGAAUUCAAUGGUGGAUUUUCAAAAGGGAGAAAGAAGACAGAUGAACAUGGACUAUGCCCUAUGCAAUGCCCUGAGCUAUAAUACGGAUGGGCUUCGCCAGGCUUUUACAUUUUACGAUGUCAAUUGCCAGUAUAACAAGCACCUCCAGCGACGGGUGGACAAGAGCUUGCAUCUGACCAUUCCUUCCGGAAUGGAGAUCAUUCUGGGAAUUGGGCUGUGGCAUGUUCAUGGCCAUCAAGACAAAUGCUUCGCCCGGUCUAGAAUAGAUGGCGAAAUUAUGGAGACCCUAUGGGUGCCUCUAAAUAUCAUUUUGCCUUCAGCCCGGGGGAUGUCAACGCUGCAUAGACAAGAAUACUUGGACUAUCAGAUGAAUGACUGUAAUUUCAUGAAGAUGAUCCGAAUGGGUCAGUUAUAUUCACUAGCAUGUUUGCAUACUUCUGGGUGA
This is a messenger RNA of Suillus subalutaceus, 1545 nucleotides long. RefSeq lists its product as uncharacterized. The annotation marks the transcript as partial. The record is from RefSeq and is a predicted model, not a curated record. The transcript is spliced from 7 exons. Lineage: Eukaryota; Fungi; Basidiomycota; Agaricomycetes; Boletales; Suillaceae.